Messenger RNA from Carlito syrichta (Philippine tarsier), 1267 nucleotides. RefSeq names its product chromosome unknown C21orf59 homolog (gene CFAP298). Lineage: Eukaryota; Metazoa; Chordata; Mammalia; Primates; Tarsiidae. The transcript has 7 exons. Gene Ontology annotation, biological process: regulation of cilium movement. Bases 218 to 1090 code for a protein of 290 amino acids. The record is from RefSeq and is a predicted model, not a curated record.
ACUCUGUGUAUAGUUGUUGCUCCUGGCAACGGCCACUUCCGGGAGCGAGUGCCGCCUUCCCUCUGUACCGCGGGCGCUCUAGCCCCGGGUUCCGGCCUCGAAACGGCAGUUAGUGUUCCUCCGCCGCUAGCUCCUCGGGUUAACUUCGGACCACUGGGCCGCACAACCCGGGACUUCUCGCCGCCCCCAACGCCUCGGCGGGGCCUUUGAGGCCGUCAUGGUUCUCCUGCACGUGAAGCGGGGCGACGAGAGCCAGUUCCUGCUGCAGGCGCCGGGCAGCACCGAGCUGGAGGAGCUCACGGUACAGGUGGCCCGGGUCUACAACGGGCGGCUCAAGGUGCAGCGCCUCUGCUCAGAAAUGGAAGAACUAGCAGAACAUGGCAUAUUUCUCCCUCCUAAUAUGCAAGGGCUAACUGAUGACCAGAUUGAAGAACUGAAAUUAAAGGAUGAAUGGGGUGAAAAAUGUAUACCCAGCGGGGGCGCAGUGUUUAAAAAGGAUGAUAUUGGACGAAGGAAUGGGCAAGCUCCAAAUGAAAAAAUGAAGCAAGUGUUAAAGAAGACGAUAGAAGAAGCCAGAGCAAUCAUAUCUAAGAAACAAGUGGAAGCCAGUGUCUGUGUUACCAUGGAGAUGGUGAAAGAUGCCCUGGACCAGCUUCGAGGUGCGGUGAUGAUCGUCUAUCCCAUGGGGCUGCCACCGUAUGAUCCCAUCCGCAUGGAACUUGAAGAUAAAGAAGAUUUGUCAGGAACGCAGGCAGGGCUCAACGUCAUUAAAGAGUCAGAGGUACAGCUGUGGUGGGCAGCCAAGGAGCUGAGAAGGACAAAGCAGCUCUCAGACUAUGUGGGGAAAAACGAAAAAACCAAAAUUAUCGUCAAGAUUCAGCAAAGGGGACACGGAGCUCCGGCCCGGGAGCCUAUCAUUAGCAGUGAGGAGCAGAAGCAACUGAUGCUGUAUUAUCACAGAAGACAAGAGGAACUCAAGAGAUUGGAAGAAAAUGAUGACGACACCUGUUUAAAUUCUCCGUGGGCAGAUAACACUGCUUUGAAAAGACACUUUCAUGGAGUAAAAGACAUAAAGUGGAGACCAAGAUGAAGCGCACGCUUUCAAAAAACAUUGGCUCAGCUUUCUUUUAGGCUAAUAGUUACAAUAUAAAGGACAGCCCCCACCCUUUGUAAAGAUGUUGGAAUGUCUAGUUUUCUUUAAGUUUGACUUUUUAAACAAUGAUUAUUCAGAGUUUCAGAACUUAAUAAAUUCAUCCUCAAAAGAAAA